Molecule: messenger RNA, 241 nt
Organism: Acanthocheilonema viteae
Lineage: Eukaryota; Metazoa; Nematoda; Chromadorea; Rhabditida; Onchocercidae
Source: the annotation of a GenBank genome assembly
UAAUUAUGAGAUGUAUGUUGAAUGUGAUGAUUGGGCUGAUUGGACAGUACCACAGCUAUCACCUUUGGAACGAAUUGAAUUAUUAAAAGCUAAAUGCAAGCAGGUGCAUAAAUGGAUUGGCCAAGGAUUAAAAUCUGAUAUACCGGAGCCUGAAUCACCAUCAGUAUUAGUUGAUGAGAAUCUUUUCGAAGUUUUUCCACGACCAUUAUUUACCUAUAAUGCUAUGGAAGAAUUGGAUUAG